Molecule: messenger RNA, 2133 nt
Organism: Aspergillus tanneri
Lineage: Eukaryota; Fungi; Ascomycota; Eurotiomycetes; Eurotiales; Aspergillaceae
Product: Zn(II)2Cys6 transcription factor
Exons: 2
Coding region: 1-2133 (710 amino acids)
Biological process (GO): positive regulation of transcription by RNA polymerase II
Cellular component (GO): nucleus
Molecular function (GO): transcription cis-regulatory region binding; DNA-binding transcription factor activity, RNA polymerase II-specific; zinc ion binding
Source: RefSeq, a predicted model, not a curated record
AUGCCGGCCUCCGCGAGGAAGAAGUCGACUUCGAGCAAUGAUGCACCGAGUAGGGCCUCGAAUGACUCGCAGCCCUCCUCGUCAAGUGAGGGUACAUCUACCACGACUGCGGAAAAGACUACGGUCAAGUUGCACAAACGAUCUCGAUCUGGCUGCUUUACCUGUCGCCUUCGCCGAAAGAAGUGCGACGAGAAACAUCCCUCCUGCGGAGCAUGCAACAACCUAUGCGUCAAAUGCGAAUAUAAGCGCCCUAUCUGGUGGGGAAACGCUGAACAGAGAAAGAUACAGAAGGAACGCAUCAAAAAUAAGAUCAAGCAGACGAAGAUGAAUGAGCGGAAUGGGACCUUGACCGGUAGGAUUGGACUCCACCACCUCCACCAUUUCGUCUCUUCCUCCCCUGACCAGCCCUUGGAUUCUGCAGUCGAUUCGUCAGGACAUAGUCGCAGCGUGGCUGUUUCAUCGCCGACCUCCCCCGAGUUCGAGUUUGGCCGCCCAGCCUUUCCGGAACAGUAUGAUAUCUUUGCGUCACACUUGCCCACACCUGCUGUCAAUCAACCGGUCUAUGGACCCUAUCCUCCAUUUGAGAUCGACGUCAAGACAGAACGACAGACCUACAUCAACGAGGUUCCGCUGCACCAUAACGCUUUCAGUUCGACGUUCAGCUCUUUUGCACCCCCUCAACUGGACGCGCCCCUCCCUACAUUCCCAUGCGAGGAUUGGUAUCAAGACGAGUGCUUCCCCCAAGCCCCACAACUUCCCGGGAUCGACCCAGCGCUUUGUGAACAGAGCAUCGAGCAGACUUAUGCCAUGCUACAGGCCAACAUCCCCGUCAGUGACCACGAUCGGCCCCUUCUCGAUCAUUUCAUCCACAAUGUCCUGCGUAUCAUUUUCCCGGUCCUGGAAGCACACCAGCGCGGACACAUCCGAGCGCAAGCCAUCCUCCAAGCACUGGAAACGAACAAGUGCUACCUUCACUGCUGCCUGAGUGUUUCCGCCAUUCACCUCAAGACCACGGAGGGAAUUGUGGGCGAACAGAUAGAUCAUGAUAUCAUGCGCCAUCGCUUUGAGGCUGUCUCUCAACUGUGUCUCGCACUGGGUGAGGAUACCAAGCAUGAGGAGAUCCUUGAUGCGACGCUGGCCAUGAUCUUCUUCCACUGCUCAGUGGGACCCGCUGAUGAUUACCUGCCUGAUAUUCCAUGGUUUGACCACUUUCAAGCCGCUUCAAACCUAGUGAACCGAUUAGGUCUUCCCACAGCAGGCCCGACAUGUGGUAUCCCCUACAUGCUACCACCUUUCAACAUGUCCCUCGCUUCCUGGAUCGAUAUUCUGGGCUCGACUAUCCAUGGGAGGACCCCAGAGUUUGCACACAUGUACCGAUCAAAGCAUUUGAGUGGCUCGUCCUCCGGACUGCGCGAGCUUAUGGGCUGCGACGAUCGGGUGAUGUAUCUUAUUUCAGAAAUCGCUUGCUUGGAUGCGUUGAAGAAUGAAGGCAGAAUUGAUGAAAUGUCAGUCUGUUCUCAUGUGUCAGCACUGGGACGACAGCUGGAAUUCACGGAACCGGUGGAUCAAGCGCUGGAGAGCCCCUACACUUCUACUGGCGCUCUCAGACCCGAUAUUUUGACCAAAAACAUGACCGCCGUAUACCGAAUUGCUGCCAGAAUCUACCUCUGCAGUUUAGUCCCAGGCUUUGACUGCAGCCAGCCAAGCAACCUGAACUUAGUAGCCGCUGCCGCUAACGCCGUUCAAUACAUCCCCUCUGGUCCGGAUGGGUUCGAUCGCUCGCUCGUCUGGCCACUGCUCAUCACCGGAGCGUAUUCGUCACCUGGGAGCCACUUCCGGGCGGUCCUUGCUGAACGGGUUGCCGCACUGGGGGACCAUGCUGACCUCGGUAGUUUUGGCCGCAUGUAUCGGGUCUUGCAGGAGGUGUGGCGAAUCGCCGAUGACGAUGCGGAGCCAUUGUACGGUGUGGAAGAGAGCCCAGCCUCUUCAUCGGGGACCCCCGUGAAAGUGGAGGAGUCCGACUCUCCUGAUGACAUUAGUAAGACUGAGUGGGUGCUGAAAGAAGUCAAGAGGCCGCCAGUCCACUGGCGGGACGUCAUGCACCAAAACGGAUGGGACUACCUGCUACUGUAA